AUGGAUGUCUUCAAGUCCAUCUGGGAACAGGCAUUGACGACCGAGCCACGGCCUGGUCUGCAUCCCAUACCCGGCUCAAGACCACUCACGAUUGAGGCAGCGAUAUGUCCUCCUCUAAUCUACUACAUCGCACUACUAUUCCUGGCACCACCGCCACCUAAAUCGAGCGACAGCACAGCUAUCAAACUGCUGCGGAAUGUCCUUGCCUUGGUCGCGGGCACAUUGUUCAUACGGCUGCCACUUGUCUAUCAUGUGCCCCAAAGCAUUGGCCUGACAUACCAGCUCGGCCUCGUAGGCAUCUACGGAGGGUGUCGGGUUCUGGAUGCGUUCUUCAUCAGCCCGUAUCUAUUCAACCACAUUCCUCGGCGCGUCCACUAUAAGCAUGUUGAGAGACCUAGCAAUCCUAGAUCUCCUUCGUUCCAGUUGACCAAGCAGUGGAGCAACGGAGGACUGAAGGACGCCUUCCUUGGUGUGAGCGAGACCAAUGGCCACGUUAAUGGUCAUACAAGCUCUCCGUCGACCAAGUCGUCGACGUCGGACAAUUCGACUACACCUGCUGCGAACAAGACACCACGCAAACCGUCUUUUGCUGCUCAAGCUACCUCCGCACUCUCCGCGACUUUCGCCGGCCCAACGCCUACGCCAGUCUACGAGACCGCCCACACCGAAGAGCACUAUCCACAGACUUUCCUCGCUCGCGCGUCCUGGGCACUAGAGCUCGAACUCUCAAUGCGCGGCAUCGGCUUCACCUGGACAACCGCCGAUGUCCGGCACACCCGCAAGACAUGGAUCCCCACACUGGGCAAUCGCCUUCACAGCCUAGGCUUCAGCGCUGGCCCAGUUCUUCUCGUCAGCUGGGCAUUCAUCCGACGCACAUACGUGACCUAUCUCCAACAGUACGAAGACCUCCCAUGGACCGACCGCUACGGUCUCUUCGAUACCCUGCCCAUGAACACCCAACUUCUCCUGACGGCAGCCCUUGGCGCCUUCCUCAUGGCGGCGUUCAGUGCCGGGCACUCUAUGUUCGCCAUCAUGUGUCACCCGCUCUCACCAUCGCCGUUGAGCUUCUUUCCACCUCUGUACACGACGCGUGUGUGGGAGAUUACAUCGGUUCGAGCGUUCUGGAGCUAUGGCUGGCACCGCUUGUUUGCCCGGCUGUUCCUCGUGUACGGUGUAUGGCCUGGCGAAUGGGUUGAGAGGAAGCUGUUGGGCAAGGGCGAGGAUCAGUCAGCUGAUAUCGGCAAGGUGAUCGGGGCGUUCGCGAGCAGUGCGUUUGUGCACGCUUUCAGCGUGCGCGGGGUCCUGAACGGGGAGUGGAGAUUGGCGGCUGGAGAAGCACGGUUCUUUGGGUUGAAUGGUAUUGCAAUUGUGGUCGAAGGAGUUGCGAUAGCGUUGGUACGAAAGAUCAGGAGGCGGCAUGGCAUCGAGAAGGGGAUGUGGUAUGAUGCGUGGAUUGGACGGGUUUGGUGGAUUGGGGUGCUGCUGUGGACGGGGAGGAACUUCGCCCGGGGAUGGGUUGCAGCUGGGCUGACGCGUGAGAUGGCAUUCAUGUAG
This is a messenger RNA of Cyphellophora attinorum, 1554 nucleotides long. RefSeq lists its product as uncharacterized. The record is from RefSeq and is a predicted model, not a curated record. The transcript has a single exon. Gene Ontology annotation, biological process: lipid metabolic process. The coding region runs from base 1 to 1554 and encodes 517 amino acids. NCBI's taxonomy places the organism in Eukaryota, Fungi, Ascomycota, Eurotiomycetes, Chaetothyriales, Cyphellophoraceae.